CGCUUCGCUCACUCAUUACAUCAUGGUUUCAGUUCAAUAACCCAGUAGAGAGCAUCGCGAGUGAGGAGUCGAACCGCCUCAAACUUCCACUGACAGCCCACAUUCUGGGUUUCGCCCCCAAGUUGGAGGGGCGGUAGCCUAGCUGGAGAUUAUCUCCCCCUCUGUCGACACUGCAGUCUUUUUUUGUGUACACAUCCUGUACCCGUGCCCGCCGACUGGACCACCGACUAUUUUGAAGCUUACACUAUAUAAAUAUACAGUAUAUAUAUAAAUAUAAAUAUAUACCAGCCCAUUCGGGACAUAACGCGGCUAUUAACAGGAUGACUUCGGAAAACUUGGAAAUGAACGGUGAUGGUGACCGAAACGGCGGGUUGGAGGUCUCGCUGCGUGGGCACCGGAGAAGGCAACAGGGGCCUCUGAACAUGAACCACUAUGCCAAUAAGAAGAGUGCAGCAGAGAGCAUGCUGGAUGUGGCUCUCCUGAUGGCCAAUGCUUCACAGCUGAAGGCUGUCAUGGAGCAAGGACCCAACUUCACCUUCUAUGUGCCCCUUAUUACUCUCAUUAGCCUCUCCCUCAUCCUACAAAUCCUAGUGGGAGUUAUGCUCAUCUUCAUAGUGAAGUGGAACCUGAAUGAUGAAACCAUGCACUACAAGCUGAACAUCAUGGAGAACGUCUCCACGGCCUUCGUCUUUAUCAUAGUCGUGGUCAAUGUCUUCAUCACAGCCUUUGGAGUCCAGCGACCCAACCCAAGUUCUUGAUCACCAUGUUCCUCACUCGCCUGCUGUUCGACUUAGUGAAGAUGGACUUCCACAUUAUUUAUGCAAAUGCACAUGAAUAUUUAUUCACCAACUAAAUGGCAUUGCUGGUGCAAUUGUCUUCAUGUAAUUCAACCUCCAGGCUUUAGGAGACCCAACGUACCCUGAAGAUCAGAUGGCACGUGUGUGUGUUUCAGAGUACAUUUCGUCUCUAACCAUGGCUAUAGACAAACAUAUGGUCAAAAACGUAAUCACUAAAGCAUAAUCCAAAGGACUUUCUUAUUAUUAUGAGCACCAGGAGCAGUCUGAGCAUACUGCUGCUCAGGUGGCCUUAAAAAUGGUUUUGAUGUGGUGCAAAUUAAAUAGUUUUCACUGUUAAAAACCUCAACCAGUUAAUGAAGUGGACCUUACAUACUUGUUUUUUUUAAGUGAUAUGCAAAGUCUAGUGUGUAGUGUUUAAACAGAAUUACUUGUAUAUAUUAUCUUAUGUCUUCAUGUGUUUGUGCAUUGAGGUAUGUCACUUUUUUUAUCAAAUAUUUUCAAAGCUUUUACAUGAUUUUGUGCUACACACUGGGAACAUUUUCUAAUUUCAUUUAUAAAGAAAUCUACAAGAGUGA
This is a messenger RNA of Cyclopterus lumpus (lumpfish), 1372 nucleotides long. RefSeq names its product ninjurin 1 (gene ninj1). Lineage: Eukaryota; Metazoa; Chordata; Actinopteri; Perciformes; Cyclopteridae. The record is from RefSeq and is a predicted model, not a curated record. The transcript has 3 exons. The coding region runs from base 321 to 758 and encodes 145 amino acids. Gene Ontology annotation, cellular component: membrane. Gene Ontology annotation, biological process: cell adhesion; tissue regeneration.